GCGGCGCUGAGCCCCGCCUGCCCCUGCCCUGCCGCCGCUCCGGGCCGCCGCCCCGCGCGGGCUGCUCGGCUGCGCCGCCGCUUCCCUCCCCUCCCGCCUCCUCCGCCGGCGCCGGGGCCCUUGGAUGCCGCCGAGAUGGGCAAGGUGCUGUCCAAGAUCUUCGGCAACAAGGAGAUGCGGAUCCUGAUGCUGGGCCUGGACGCGGCCGGGAAAACCACCAUCCUGUACAAACUGAAGCUGGGCCAGUCGGUCACCACCAUCCCCACCGUGGGCUUCAACGUGGAGACGGUGACUUACAAAAACGUCAAGUUCAACGUGUGGGACGUCGGGGGCCAGGACAAGAUCCGUCCCCUCUGGAGGCAUUACUACACGGGCACGCAAGGGUUGAUCUUUGUGGUGGACUGCGCCGAUCGCGACCGCAUCGACGAGGCCCGCCAGGAGCUGCACCGCAUCAUCAACGACAGGGAGAUGCGGGACGCCAUCAUCCUCAUCUUCGCCAACAAGCAGGACCUGCCUGAUGCCAUGAAACCCCAUGAAAUCCAGGAGAAACUGGGCCUGACCCGGAUCAGGGAUAGGAAUUGGUACGUGCAGCCCUCCUGUGCUACUACAGGGGAUGGACUCUAUGAAGGGCUGACAUGGUUAACAUCCAAUUAUAAAUCCUAAUGAGAGAGYAACUAUUUAGUCUACAAAGAAUUAAAAAAAAAUAAUAAUAACCCACUCAGCUUUCCGGAAGAAUGAUUCUCUACUGAAAAGUGAAACGAAAGCAUCCAUAGGAUUAUGACCACCUUUCUCCAGUUACCGCCCUUUCGUUAUACACGCUGACUGGAUUCCUGUUUUAACUCUUCUCGCUUGGCGUUAGGAUGCUCUAAUCUCCAAUGUGACACGAACACAGGCACUAGAUGCUAUGGCAGACUUCCAGCAACAGGGAAAAGACGCGUUGUAGACUUGCUAAGUAACUUCUUUAUUUUUUUUUUUCCUCUCUCUUGAUAGCCUUUACGAUGGUUUGAUUAUUUGGGGGGAUGGUUGGGGGAGGGGAGCCAUUUUCAGUGUAUGCUUUCUGGUUCUACUUUUUUGAUUACACUUUUUUUUUUCUCUUUUUCUCUCACUUGCUGUAGAUUGCUACUUUUUUGCAUUCAUGCAGAAUAUGUUGAUAGGUCUACUUCAUCUAGUAAACAGAAAAUUAUUGCUUAAAAUCAAACUGCAGUCUGUCUUUUUAUAUCGAGGACUUUUUUAAAAGUUCUGUUAAUCUAUAACUAAGUAGUGACUCUGAGUCUGUCUUCAUAUCUCAGACUAAUAACGAGCCGAGAUCUUGCCCAGAGUGGCAGAUAGUGCGAAUACCAUUGUAAUAUGUUCAAAGUGCAUAUCAGGCGUAAUGUUAACUAGGUAACGUAAGAACUGCUUUGAAAUGUCAGCUGUGAAGUUCUGAACCAUACAUCAUGCAUGAGGAGGGAUGCAAAUAAGUUCCCCGUACUACAUAGCAACCAUAUAGCAAAUACAGCAGGAAUGAUGUAAUAGUUCCAGGGUAUAUACUGUUCGGUUUUUGUCUUGCAUUGCAAACUUAAUGAUGUUCAAGCUGCAGUUUUUAUUACUU
This is a messenger RNA of Nothoprocta perdicaria, 1591 nucleotides long. RefSeq names its product ADP ribosylation factor 6 (gene ARF6). Gene Ontology annotation, molecular function: GTP binding; GTPase activity. Bases 136 to 663 code for a protein of 175 amino acids. The record is from RefSeq and is a predicted model, not a curated record. NCBI's taxonomy places the organism in Eukaryota, Metazoa, Chordata, Aves, Tinamiformes, Tinamidae. Gene Ontology annotation, cellular component: cytoplasm. The transcript has a single exon. Gene Ontology annotation, biological process: vesicle-mediated transport; intracellular protein transport.